AUGGAAAAGGUGUCAUUCCUCUUCAAUAACCUCAGUCAGAGCAAUCUUCCCAAAAAGACCGAAGAAAUGAAGGCGAUGAUGGCUGAAUAUGGUGAGGAUUUUGUGCGAUGGCUAGCACAGUAUAUGGUCAUGAAACGAGUCAGUAUUGAGCAAAAUUUCCAACCGCUUUACAACAAUUUUUUGAUAGCAAUUGGUGACGAACAGCUGGAAAAAUUCGUUAAGCAGGAAACAUUCCGGAAUAUCAAAAGUUCUAACAGCGGUGAGUCUUUUUUUUUGUUGUGUGUAUAUUGCGAGUUCGGUGAACGAACCAAGAGUGGACAGGAAAAAGAUGCUGAUCUGUCCGAC
Messenger RNA from Anisakis simplex (herring worm), 345 nucleotides. Lineage: Eukaryota; Metazoa; Nematoda; Chromadorea; Rhabditida; Anisakidae. The record is from the annotation of a GenBank genome assembly.